AUGACAAAAACUGCUCGGUUGACAUGGGGGCUCUCCAUGCGGAGGCUUAAAAUCCCUUCCUUUCUACUGGAUGCCGGGAUUUACAAACAGACCAUCUCGACUUCCUCCUUCGUCGCUGCUUCCACUGCCUUCAAAUUAAAACCACUUUUGCUCUCAAGACAUCGCCACAUUCGGGCCCCAUUGGAGUCUUCCAUGAAACAAAUGGCCUCGAGCGAUGAUAGUGAGCUAGCUCUCAUCAUCGAUUCCCAUAAAGUGGGUUCCAAAUGCACCAAAGGAAAGGUGAAAAUGAUUCAUGCUGGAGUCUCCGACCCGGGUAUGCGGUUUCUCAUCUACCUGGUCUCCCUCGCACUCAGUCUUGCCGCGUUGAGCAUCCUAAAACUCCACAAACUACUUGAAUGGCUGAUGGUGGACUCCGACACUCCUGUGACUGCCCGUCUGCAGGAGUUGAGGACUAAGUCGGCACUAAUCUCGGAGAUUCUGCGGGCAGCUGCUUUUCGCUACACCCAGUGCGUUCCUCAUCCCUCUGUUCCUGUUCCUCUGUCCAAAACGUCAACGCUGCAAUCUCACCAACAACAGCCCCUCUAUCCCAUAACGCCGACCUCUACGUCGUCUAUGGAAGCUCUACAGAUGCCUUUCAGUUCAGGAAUGUGUUUUCAUACUUGCAAACUUGCCACUGCGAUGUCGGCGCAAUGUCUCCUGUGUCUGAUGCGCAACUCUGAAGAGGAUGUCUAUCCGAGCCUAGAUCUGGGCCGCCAGCGCUGUCACAGUGAAUCUACGAUUGAUGUGCCUCCCGUCAGGUGGUCAAAACCCUCGCGUCCAAACGCAGGUAUUUGCCGCGCUCAAGUUAUCUCCAAUGCCUCCUCCAUCUGCCUCUCCGUUGAGAUGUGCUCGGGGCACCAUUCACCUUUUACCAACAAAUCUGGCCUGUACAUUGCUUCUGACGUAAAGAAUGGAGCCAGUCGUUUCUGGCGUCUAUCAGCUGAUUCUGUGACACAACGAAAAUUGCAUACUGAAGACAGUUCGUCGUCAUCAACACCACUCUUCCAUCGCUCACCGAAGUUGGUUGCCUGUGUGGCGCCUACUAGCACAAGCAUUGCGGCUGCAUCAUCGUCAUCGCCAUCGCCACCAUCGGUCCGAUCGUCUUCAUCCUCUAAGGUCGCGCUAUGCGCCCUGGAGUUUUGGAAGACUGUUCCACGUACAACUCUGUUUGCCACCCUUCAGGAGAUGGACCAGGAAUUUGAGAACGUUUUCAAUACCGAAGAAGCCCGUGCUGUGAACCUGGCCGCUGCCAGCUCUGUGAAACGGUGCUAUUUUCAUCCACGUCCCCAACCCAUUCUCUUUCCCUCUAUCCCGGUCGUCCGACGUGACUGCGCCGUUGAUGCGCGCCGCGAGACUCGAGAAGCUGCAACCUCACCACUUGUUGAAGAAGACCUCGAAGAAGGCGAUCAUCCCGAAGCUGAAGGUCUGGAGCUGGAUGACGAGGGUGUCUACUUUACUUUUGAUCUCCACAAUCGCACUGACGCCUGUUUUGAAGAAUAUACUGAUCAAGACGAAGAAGAGUGCGAAGGCUGCUCCACCGAGCCUCGCGAAACCCACAAAGCGGGUGUGCGUUACGGCGAAGGCCUCUCUGAUCUUGUCGCCUUGACCAAUAGCAUUUCAGACGACCUGCUACAGCUCGAAUCGGGAUGUCAGGAGUUAAUUAAUCGGGUGCACGCCAAUCGAAUUGAAUUGGAUCGAGUAAAUGAUAGUUUAAGUUUUGUGUGGAACACUAAGGACGAGUGCACAAGCGCUCCCGCAACCUCUACCUCUGUUUCGGUGAUGGAGAACUCGUGGAGCAGUGGUGGUAGCUGCAGCGUUUUCACCCAUCGUUACUCCCCCAUGGGCGCGUCCUUCAUCUCCUCCAGCGGCUCAUGUUGUCCUUGCAACUGCCACCGUGAAGAAUUGGUGGAAGCUAUGGUUAACCAACCGGAUCCUGAGUUGUCCUCUGAGAUGCUCUCCAGUUUAACCCUGGUGCACUCUGAGUCGCUUCCCGACGAAAAGUUCUUCCAUUCGGGAUUCUGCGCUUUUGUGCUUUCUGUAUAUUGUCACUUCAAUGCUGUGACUCGUUUUUGUCGUAUGCUGGUGACUCAUCCCACCUACAUUAACAUUAGUUCGAGGCGCCCUCCUUUGAAGAAGACAACGCAGUUGCGUGGUGCGAUACCAAUUCCCAUCAUCAAUGCGGUAGUUCGUCGUGUCGUUGUCUCUUGCCCAAGUCAGCUAGCCCUGGCCAUCCAUGCCGUGUCAAUAGUCACAGCACCAACAACUAGAAGCCCCUCCUCCUCCUCUCCCCAUCACGCGCUCAUCCCAUCUUCCCUGAUAAUGUUCAGUCUAAUGACUAUUAUAUCAGUAGCACUUAGCGUACGCAUUGUGAACCACUGCCACUGCGCUGACGCCGCACAGUUUCGAGUUCGUUGCAAUACCAACACACCAGUGCAUUAA
This is a messenger RNA of Echinococcus granulosus, 2478 nucleotides long. RefSeq lists its product as hypothetical. The coding region runs from base 1 to 2478 and encodes 825 amino acids. NCBI's taxonomy places the organism in Eukaryota, Metazoa, Platyhelminthes, Cestoda, Cyclophyllidea, Taeniidae. The record is from RefSeq and is a predicted model, not a curated record. The transcript has 6 exons.